AUGAAGCUUCUUCUGAUCUGUGCUCUGCUGGUGGCAGUUGGUGAGUCUCUUCCUGGUGAUUAAUAUGGAAAUCUAGCUUUUAAAUUAACACAUUAUAUUUUAUCUAUACAAAGGGUUGUGGGUGCAGAAAUCUCCUUACGGCUGAUGUUCUCGAGUGAAAAUGAACCUUUUUACUUUUUUUUCUGCCCACAGGUGCAUUUGAGGAUGAUGAUGAUAAGAUUGUUGGAGGUUACAUCUGCACCAAGAACUCUCUCCCAUACAUUGUAUCCCUAAAUAUCGGUUACCAUUAUUGUGGAGGUUCCCUGAUUACCAGCCAGUGGGUGCUCUCUGCUGCUCAUUGCUACAAACCGUAAGUAUUUAACCUCUAGAUAGAAAUGUACAAUGACAUCUUUCUGCUUAAGAGCUUUUUGUUUUUUUAAUGACUGGUUUAAAAGAAUAAAAGUCUAUUAGACAUUCUAUUCCUCUGGUGUCUUCCUUUGUGUGCUUGGUUUAUGUCCUAUCCACAGGUUGGGAAGCUAAAGAGAAAAACAUGGGUAUGGACUGACAGAGAAACAAAUGGCAGAUGUGUCACUCUGCGGCCUUCAUUGUGUCACUGCAAAUGUAAUAGAAUUCCCCAAAACAUUGGAUUUGUAUUGGUCAUUGAACUAAAUGAAUAGAUUGUUUGGGAAACUGUAGAAUGUUUACAUCCCUUGCUCCUACACACACAAUCUCCCAUUAUGGUUGCAAUUUUUAUACAAUGAAAUUAUCACUAAAUCAGAGGAAAUGUUGCUCAUGUCAUAAUCAGGUAGUUGUUAUUAUUCUUAUUGGCAUUUAUAUAUUGAUAACUUAUUCCACAGUGCUUGGUUAAAUCUAAGUUCACAAAAAUAAUCUCAAAUACCAACACACGUGUAUCGGAUUUCCUAUAUUCCCUCUUGCAGGAGCUUUCAGGUCAUUCUGGGAGAGCACAACAUCGCUGUGAGUGAGGGCACUGAGCAGGUUAUUAGCUCUGUCAAGGUCAUCAAACAUCCCAGCUACCAGUCCAGCAAGACAGACAAUGACAUCAUGCUGAUCAAGCUUGCCUCUCCUGCCAUCCUGAACUCCUACGUGAAUACUGUGUCUCUGCCCUCUGGCUGUGCCCCCGCUGGUACCAGCUGUCUGAUUGCCGGAUGGGGAAACACACUGAGUAGUGGCAGUAAGUUCAUACUAAUGCAUAAAUACUUUGUGGGUUGACAUGGGUUUUGUGGUUAUCAAAUUAUUAUUAAAAAUUGUGUUUUCAAAUAACUUAGGUGCUUACUCAAUGAACAGUUCUAUAGGAGGGAGAUUCCAUGUUAAAACUAGGUAUUAGUCUGCCCCCAGAAUAUAAUAGGACAAACUAAUUAAUUUCUAAUUUUUUGACAUUACAAAAGGGUAGAAUUUAAAUUUAUAUGACAUGAUCUGCAUGCCGGUAUUGUGGUAAAGCAUACCAAAGAUAACAAAGCAUGAAUAGAUAUUGGUUUUCUGUUUCUACUAGCACAGGAACUGUUAGAGACAGUAAAUAAUAACUAAUUUACCCUUCUAGUUUAAUUAAUACCAGUAGAUAUUUGAGCCACAGACUAUUUGUUCCCUCAAAGUGCUCUCUUUGUUAAGAAAGUUACAGGAAACGUUCUAAUCUCAUCAGCCAAUCGUCAGCCAAUCCAUGGAGCCAAUCCAAUAAGCUUUAAGUGAAUUCAGACUGUAUUUUUCAAUGUUUCAUUAACAGAUAAGAAUGUUUUAUCUAGGAUUUAGUUCACAUGUAACAAUAUUACCAGUUAAUUAAAUCCUGCUUUAUUGUAGCCAAUUACCCAGAUCUCCUGCAGUGUCUCAACGCCCCAAUUCUGACCGAUAAACAGUGCAGCAAGUCCUACCCUGGGAAAAUCACUGGUAACAUGUUCUGUGCUGGUUUCAUUGAAGGAGGCAAGGAUUCCUGCCAGGUAAUAUAUUCAAUCAUGUUUCUUAUUGUUGAGUACUUAUACAUAUUAAUUAAUAGAUACCCAUUUAUAUAGCUAUAUAGCUAUUAUAUAUUAUAUUUCUGGUAAUGGCUACAAUGAGAAAAGUAGCUGCUCACCUUUAGUGAGUUUAUAAAUAUAGGUAUACGUAAUCCUGUAACUAAAUGUUAUGAUUAAAAUUAUAUUGAGGGGAUGAUAUAUUUAUAUAAUAAGUCUAUAUAUUGACACAAUACCAUCAUAUAGAUUUUGUGGCGUUAUUAUAUACAUAUACCAGAUGAAUUUGGAUGUUGUUGAUUAUUUUAUUUUAUAUGCAUAUUAUAUUCUCUGUAAUAUAUGUAUCAGUAAUGUCUUACAAUCUCUGUCAUUUUCCCCCAGGGUGACUCUGGUGGCCCCGUGACCUGUAAUGGUCAGCUCCAGGGUGUGGUCUCCUGGGGAAUUGGCUGUGCUCUGAGGAAUUACCCCGGAGUAUACACCAAGGUCUGCAACUACAUCGACUGGAUCCAGAACACCAUCGAUUCAAACUAA
Molecule: messenger RNA, 2468 nt
Organism: Pelobates cultripes (western spadefoot toad)
Lineage: Eukaryota; Metazoa; Chordata; Amphibia; Anura; Pelobatidae
Source: the annotation of a GenBank genome assembly